UCUAUUUACACAGUCGACAAACUUGGUCGUCACAUGUUGCUACUCGAAGCCGGUGUACAAAUGCUCUUCUCUCAAUUGAUUAUCGCAAUCCUCCUCGGAAUCAAAGUGACUGAUCAUUCCUCGGAUCUUUCAAAAGGCUAUGCAAUCUUUGUUGUCAUCAUGGUAUGCACAUUUGUGUCUGCUUUCGCUUGGUCUUGGGGUCCACUUGGUUGGCUUAUACCAAGUGAGACAUUUCCAUUGGAGACACGUUCAGCUAGACAAAGUGUGACUGUUUGUGUCAACUUGCUUUUCACAUUUGUGAUUGCUCAAGCUUUUCUCUCCAUGCUGUUCCAUUUCAAGUUUGGUAUAUUCUUGAUCUUCUCGAGCUGGGUUUUGGUUAUGUCUGCUUUUGUGUUUUUCUUGGUGCCUGAGACAAAGAACAUACGAAUUGAAGAAAUGACAGAGAGAGUGUGGAAGCAGCAUUGGUUUUGGAAGAAGUUUAUUGAAGAUGAUUAUGAUAAUGUGGAUUAUGCUAAGAAUAAAAGUAAUGGAUAUGACUCUCAGUUGUAAAUUGAUAGAAUCAGGAAAAUAACAAAUGAGUAUUUUUAGUCUC
Molecule: messenger RNA, 592 nt
Organism: Vicia villosa (hairy vetch)
Lineage: Eukaryota; Viridiplantae; Streptophyta; Magnoliopsida; Fabales; Fabaceae
Product: sugar transport protein 13-like
Exons: 1
Coding region: 34-549 (171 amino acids)
Biological process (GO): transmembrane transport
Cellular component (GO): membrane
Molecular function (GO): carbohydrate transmembrane transporter activity
Source: RefSeq, a predicted model, not a curated record